UCUUAUUCCAGCUAAGGGAAAUCCGGCGGAUUCCUACAUGAAAGAUGAGCCUCCAUACCUACCAGAUGACGUGAAGUUGGCCCACCUGGUGAAAGCUCAGAAGAAUGACAAAGGGUGGUAUGUAACAGCAACCGGGCAGGUAGUAGUACCUGCGAAGAUAAUGCGAGCAAUCUUGGAGACUGAACAUUACAAGUGCCACUGGGGAGCGGAGGCCUUGGUAAAAUUUUUAAAGAAUGAGACUCUUGCAGCUGUACGGGGAGCCUUGCAGUGGAACCGCCCGCUACCACUAGAGAACCCAGUUCAUGACAUCUCGCCGGGAGACCAUGUGUACGUGAAAAAUUGGAGCGUGGAGCCUCUGAAGGAGUCAUGGAAUGGUCCCUACCAAGUGCUGAUGACCACGUACACCGCCGUCAAGGUCGCUGGGAUUGAUAACUGGAUACACUACACCAGGGUGAAGAAGAAAGCUGGAUCCCAUGAAAUUAAUGUGAGAUGGAGAAAAGGCCUUGACAUCGUAAGUAAAGGAAUAAUGACACUUUGGGAUGACCAUCAGCAAUCAGGAAACACUACCUUAAGGAUUCCUAAAAUCUCAACUUCUGGAGAAGGUAGAUACACCUGUGUAGUAUGGAUAAAAAGUAGUUUUGAUUAUGGGGAUUUUGAGUUGGAAAUUAUAAAUGAAAACUAUACCAGUGCAGGUUCGGUAAUAGUAGCACCCUUGAAAACAAGCCAGGAUAUUUGGUUGGGCCCGCCAUUGAGAAUUAGUUGUCAAUACACCUUGAAGAAUAAUUGCAAAAGAAGAAUAAGGAUUAGCUGGUGGAAAGAGAGAGAGAUGGAAUGGGAUCAAUUGAAGGAAGGAAGUAGUGAGUGGAAGAAAGAGUCUAAAGGGGUCGGGUGGUAUAAUAUCACAUCUUUUGCUUCAACAACUAUGGCAGGGAAUUAUCUGUGUAUAGUUAAGUGUGGAUUAGAUGGAGGAUUUGGACUUCGGGAAGUGGUCGCUAGAACAAACCCGGAUCAGGGAAUAAGAGCAACUGAAAGAACAAUCUUAGCAGUAGAAAGAGAAAAUAUUGCUUUAAAUUGUACAAUAUCCCAAAAUUACACUGAGUAUGGGUGGUGGCAUGAAACAAGGAUUAGGCCGGGAUCAAAGUAUAAAAUCACAGCAGGGAAAAAGGAAAUAGCAUUGCAGAUUACUAAUGUACAGAAAGGGGAUGACGAAGGAGAAUAUUGGUGUUGGAUAGCCCGAGAUAAUUGGUGGAGUCACAGUCAGGUAACGUUAAGAGUAAGGGACAUACGAGUUACCAGACAGGUCCCAGAGAGAAAUCAAACCCUAAAAAUAAGAGAAGGACAGGAAAAUUUAAUAGUAGGACUAAUUCGAGACUUCGGAAGAAUGCAAAAUACAACUUCAAUAACAGCCUGCCUGCCUCUUCCUCAAGCGGCUGGAGACCCGAUCCCGUAG
This is a messenger RNA of Hirundo rustica (Barn swallow), 1450 nucleotides long. RefSeq lists its product as uncharacterized. Lineage: Eukaryota; Metazoa; Chordata; Aves; Passeriformes; Hirundinidae. The coding region runs from base 38 to 1450 and encodes 470 amino acids. The record is from RefSeq and is a predicted model, not a curated record. The transcript has 3 exons.